AUGCAUUUGGCGGUCGGCAAAUCCACCUCCAAAGAUGUCUGGGAAGCGAUCAACGCUGGCCUCGGCAGCUCCACCGGCGCGCGCACACUGGGUCUCCUCGGCCAGUUUCACGGCCUGCGGCAAGGCGACAGUAGCACGACGGAAUAUCUAGGCCGCGCCCAGCUGUUAGUCGAGGAUCUCGCCCACGCCGGUCGCCCAAUAUCGCUGGAUGAACAGAAUAUGUUUGUUCUCCGGGGAUUGCGUCCAGAAUACCGUGCGAUGGCCUCAUCGCUCACGGCGUCCGGAAAUUCUGUAACUAUUCCGCAAAUUGCUGAUUAUCUUCGCGCUCAAGAGUUUCUGCAUGCUGAUGAUUAUCCUGCAGGUUCUGAUCACGGUUCACCAACUGCGUUUUACGCUGGCAGGGGCAGAAACUCCAGUCGCGGCAGUGGCAAUUCUGGCCAUAAUUCCGGGCGUGGCAAUGGAGGACGCGGAAGUGGCAGUCAUGGCAGAGGCGGCAGGGGCGGUCGGAAUGGUGGUCGCGGCAGGGCUCCUCGGUGUCAAAUCUGCCGUGCACAAGGGCACACGGCAGUUUAUUGUUACAAGCGGUAUGCCCCGCAACUGCCGGCGCAGGCGAACCUUGUGGUUCCCGGAGAAGAAGAAGGCAGUACGGCUGCAUCAGGUUGGUUCCCGGAUACGGGGGCUACCGCCCAUGCCACGCCAGAUGCGUCGAUGAUGACACAAUCGGAUGAAUAUACGAGUGGUGAUGUGCUGCGUGUUGGUAAUGGCGCAGGUUUGACGAUCUCACGAGUUGGCCAUGCUUCUAUACCAUCUUUGUCUAAAACACUAAAUCUAACUAAUGUCUUACAUGUUCCUAAACUUUCCGUCCUGUUAUUAUCUGUUUAUCGUUUAACGAAUGAUAAUCGUGUUUUUGUUGAAUUUCACAAGGAUUGUUUCAUUGUGAAGGAUUCGGUCACUCGGGCGGUUCUGCUUAGAGGUUUCACAUAG
This is a messenger RNA of Ipomoea nil (Japanese morning glory), 984 nucleotides long. RefSeq lists its product as uncharacterized. The record is from RefSeq and is a predicted model, not a curated record. Bases 1 to 984 code for a protein of 327 amino acids. NCBI's taxonomy places the organism in Eukaryota, Viridiplantae, Streptophyta, Magnoliopsida, Solanales, Convolvulaceae. The transcript has a single exon.